UAAGUGACAGAAAAAAUGGGAAAUCCGCGCAGAAGUAGGGGAGGCGCGACGCGACGCCACGCCUCGGUCGGCUCUCUUUCUCUGAUUUGAUUGAUCGGCCCCGCCGCCGGAGCUCCGGGAGUGGGCGGGAGGGGGGGAUGGACGACGACGGCGACGGAGGGAUCCAGGAGGAGGAGCCGCCGCAGGCGGCGCGGCGGCUGACGGCGACGCAGUCGGGGGGCUCGCGGUGGGUGGACGGCGGCGAGGUCGACUCGUCCGAGUCGGCGCCGUGGUCGCUCGAGGACGACCGCUCGCUCCGCCUCUCCGUCGACGUCGAGGAGGGUGCCUCGGCGGCCGCCGCCUCCGCCGGCGGGCCUCUGUCGCGGGUGUCCUCCGGCGCGUUCCGGCGGCGCCUCGGGAAUCGGCCCAAGCGGGUGGACUCCCUCGACGUCGAUGCCAUGUCCGUGCGCGGCGCGCACGGCCACAGCAGCAAGGAUAUAUCACUGCUCAGCACCGUGGCUAUGGCGUUUCAGACACUCGGGGUUGUCUACGGUGACAUGGGCACAAGCCCUCUGUAUGUCUUCAGUGAUGUGUUCAGCAAAGUGCCCAUAAAGUCCGAGGUCGAGAUUCUGGGGGCGCUUUCUCUGGUCAUGUACACGAUCGCGUUGAUUCCUUUCGCAAAGUAUGUGUUUAUAGUUCUGAAAGCUAAUGACAAUGGCGAAGGGGGCACUUUUGCACUGUACUCGCUGAUUUGCAGGUAUGCAAAAGUUAGCCUGCUUCCAAAUCAACAACGUGUGGAUGAGCAUAUCUCUAGUUUUAGGCUUAAGUUGCCUAGCCCGGAGCUUGAGCGGGCUCUGUCUGUCAAAGAAUCCCUCGAAAAGAAUCCACUCUUCAAAAACAUUCUUCUAUUCUUGGUCCUAAUGGGAACUUCUAUGGUAAUCGGGGAUGGCAUUCUCACUCCAUCAAUGUCAGUUAUGUCUGCUGUUAGUGGUCUGCAAGGUCGAGUUCCUGGAUUUGGCACAGACGCUGUUGUAAUCAUGUCAAUACUGGUUCUUGUGCUAUUGUUCAGCGUACAGAGGUUUGGAACUGGGAAAGUUGGUUUCAUGUUUGCUCCUGUCUUAGCAUUGUGGUUUCUUAAUUUGGGCCUUGUUGGAAUUUACAACAUGGUUAAAUAUGAUAUAUCUGUUGUGAGAGGAUUCAAUCCAGUUUAUAUCUAUUUAUUUUUCAAGACGAAUGGUAUAAAGGCAUGGUCAUCUCUUGGUGGCUGUGUUUUGUGCAUCACAGGAGCUGAAGCAAUGUUUGCAGAUCUGGGGCAUUUCUCUGUGAAAUCAAUACAGGUAGCAUUCACAGCUGUGGUAUUCCCUUGUUUGCUUAUUGCUUACAUGGGCCAAGCUGCAUAUUUGAUGAAAUAUCCAUUUGCUGUAGAAAGAAUAUUUUAUGAUUCUGUACCAGAAAUUCUUUUCUGGCCAGUAUUUGUGAUUGCUACACUUGCUGCUAUGAUUGCCAGCCAAGCUAUGAUAUCUGCAACCUUCUCGUGCAUAAAGCAGGCCAUGGCUCUUGGUUGCUUUCCUAGAAUUAAAGUAAUUCAUACUUCCAAGAAAGUCAUGGGCCAGAUUUACAUUCCUGUGAUGAAUUGGUUUCUAAUGGUCAUGUGCAUCAUCAUUGUGGCCACUUUCAGGAGUACCAACGACAUUGCCAAUGCUUACGGCAUUGCUGAAGUUGGAGUCAUGAUGGUCAGCACUGCACUGGUUACAUUGGUGAUGCUUCUUAUAUGGCAAACCAAUUUGUUCCUCGUUUUGUGCUUCCCUAUUCUUUUCGGUGUUGUGGAGUUCGUUUACUUAACAGCUGUUCUGUCAAAGAUACAAGAAGGGGGAUGGUUACCUCUGGCUUUCUCAUCAUUGUUCCUCUGCAUAAUGUACACAUGGAACUACGGAAGUGUGUUGAAGUACCAGAGUGAGAUGCAGGGGAAGAUUUCCCUGGACUUCGUCCUUGACCUAGGAUCCACGCUUGGCACUGUAAGAGUUCCAGGGAUUGGUCUUGUGUAUAAUGAGCUGGUCCAGGGAAUCCCUUCAAUCUUUGGCCAUCUUUUGGUCACACUGCCAGCAAUGCACUCUACGAUUGUCUUCGUUUGCAUAAAGUAUGUUCCUGUCCCAUAUGUCCCACUUGAAGAAAGGUUCUUGUUCCGGAGGAUUGGCCAAAAGGACUACCACAUGUUCCGUUGUGUUGCGCGGUAUGGGUACAAGGAUGUUAGGAAAGAGGAUCAUGGCUUCUUUGAGCAUCUUCUGGUAGAAAGCCUGGAGAAAUUUUUGAGGAAGGAAGCCCUGGAAAUGGCACUCGAGGCAAGCGCAAUGGCAGUAGAGCGCGAUGACGUGUCUGUUGUGUCUGACAUACCUUCUUCUCCUGCUGAGUCUGGGGAUCUGCAUGUUCCAUUGCUUUCUGAUCAGAGAACAGGCGAUGACAAUACUCCUAUGCUUCCCGCAAGCUCCAUCGCAGAAGAAGAUCCCAGCUUGGAGUACGAGCUGGAGUCACUGAGAGAAGCCAUAGCUUCUGGUUUCACAUACCUCUUAGCACACGGUGAUGUGAGGGCGAGGAAGGAAUCGUUCUUCACAAAGAAGUUUGUCAUCAAUUACUUCUACGCGUUCCUCAGGAGGAAUUGCAGGGCUGGUACUGCAACCUUGAAGGUCCCUCACUCCAACAUCAUGCGUGUGGGGAUGACAUACAUGGUCUGAUUGGAACUUUGCUAGUGCUAAGUGCUGGUGCUGCAAGAUUGUUCCUUUUUAUUUCCCCUCUCUUUUUAUCAUGUCCUGGAUGGAAUUGUACACCAGCUGGUAGUUUAGGGGCUGUGUGUACUGCAGUAAUGAACAAAAUCACUACUGCUUCUGGCCAACUGCUCAGCAUUUUAGUCUGCAGAAUUGGCAUAGUAUGUGCUCAGUUUUUAUAAUUUAUUGUGCCAAGUUAUUUAUGCGCUAUUCUUGGAUGUAACUAGAGCAAUGUUAUCUUCUUCAGCUGUUACCUUAUUCCUUUUCCCAGU
This is a messenger RNA of Oryza brachyantha (malo sina), 3010 nucleotides long. RefSeq names its product potassium transporter 23. The record is from RefSeq and is a predicted model, not a curated record. Bases 138 to 2708 code for a protein of 856 amino acids. Gene Ontology annotation, molecular function: potassium ion transmembrane transporter activity. Gene Ontology annotation, biological process: potassium ion transmembrane transport. Gene Ontology annotation, cellular component: membrane. The transcript is spliced from 9 exons. Lineage: Eukaryota; Viridiplantae; Streptophyta; Magnoliopsida; Poales; Poaceae.